Messenger RNA from Suhomyces tanzawaensis NRRL Y-17324, 2619 nucleotides. RefSeq lists its product as uncharacterized. Lineage: Eukaryota; Fungi; Ascomycota; Pichiomycetes; Serinales; Debaryomycetaceae. The transcript has a single exon. The record is from RefSeq and is a predicted model, not a curated record. The coding region runs from base 1 to 2619 and encodes 872 amino acids. Gene Ontology annotation, molecular function: myosin binding.
AUGAACUUCGACCGUUUGAAUCCGUUGUCCAACUACCUCUCCAAGAAUGGCAUGGAGAUGAGCGAUUGGGGCAUUGAAGAGACCUCGUCGCGGACCACGUCCCAUUUCCUGGGCUACGACCAGCUCAGAAGACCUAGCGUGGCCCACCAGUUGUACUUCGAUGAUCUCCAGUCUAACCACCUGAACCACGACUUCCAAUACUAUUACCAUAAGCACAAUGCUAAUCCCAUCCUUGCGACCACCGAGAACUUUGCCAAGUUUAUCAAAAAGUACCUCUCAUUGCAGAACGUAAAUGGAGAGUUCUGGGAAAAGUUCAAGUACAAUCUAGUAGUGUCCAACGUGUUGGAUGAUUCCAUGAUCUUAUCCAAGAACGAACAGAGCUUGAAUGAACUCAUGAGGAAACAAGCAGACUCCGACCAUCCCAGGAAAUCCUUUGAGAACCAUCCCACCUUUAUCGAUGGCCUCAACUCAGACGGCUCUAGACUCACGGUUCUAAACGUCAACUAUAACUUGAGCUACCCUUUCACCUACAAUAAUUUCAAUUACAUUAUCCCCAUCAUCAACCUAGUUAUUUUUCUCUUGAAGCAAAGACAUCACCAUGUAAAUCAUAAUCAGAUUACUACUCCAAGUCAAGUUAAACUAUUCAAGAUUUUGUUGAUAGUGAGCUCCAAGCUAUUCAAAUACAAACGGUUCAAUCACUACAUCAAAACAUCGCAGAACCUUCUGGCAUUGAAUAACUUUUUAUUGCUCAACUACAAACUCAACAAAAAAAUCAUCACCAACCUUCUAGCCUAUAAAGAAAUGGAGGUAUUUAACUUUUUGGAUCAAACGCCUGCCAAGAAAGCGGAACAAACCGGAUACAAAAAAGAGCUCAAGAAAAUGCUACUUCAUUCACUUGACUUUCUUAAUUUCAAUUUGAGAUCUUCCAUCACCCAACUAUUACCCUAUUUGAACGGAGAAUUGUUCGAACAAUACUGCAUGAUCAAUAAUAUCAAUAUCGACAUUUUGUGUCAAGACUUUGAGGACUCAAACAACGAUGAGGAUCUGGAGAAAGUCAACAACCCUCUCGAAGCAAUUAUAUUCAGCAUUAAGAAGUUCAAUCAACUUCGUAAACUCUUGAUUUGUCAACUUCUUACAUUCAAUGAAGUUCCAAUCAAGAAGAACUUUUUCAUUUACAAAUUGAUGGAUCAAUUUCAUAUGGAUUCUCUAGGCUCAAAUAGUUUGAGUGAAUCUAUUAGCAUUUCAAGUAUUCAGAAACUCAAUAUUUUAGCAAGAGUCUUUAAUGAGCACAACCAGGUACUUGACAAUUUCAAUUGCUCAUUUGAGAGAUUCGAUCAAUUACACUCAAACAACCCUUUGAAGGAAAGUAAACCUACCGUAUCCCUUGAACACCAGGAUAUUCUAGCCAUAAAGGAUAUCAAACAAUCACUAAAGAUCGACAAUGAUCAAAUGGCCCAUAAUGGUGUUGUAACAAUGAUUAACAAGCUUUCAAAUUUAACUACCAACUUGAAAUUUUUCAACAAAUACAAUCAAUCAACAAAAGAUAUCAAGAAUGUUGACGAACUCAAUGAGAAAAUCAUGAUAUUCCAUCAAUUCAGCGACGAACUCAGUACGAUCAAGCAAUUGUAUCAGCUGAACUUGGCGGAUUUGCAAAACGAAUUGAUGAACCAAAAUGGGAACUUAUCACCAUCCAGUUCCAGAUCCUCGUCGGGAUUAACUUCACCUAGAACCUCAAUGCUGGGCCACCAGGGUUUGAAGUCGUUCCAUAAUUCUACAAUCAAGAAGAGAUACUCUUUACCGGUAACAACAUCACUCAAGUUACCCAACAGCCCCAUAAGUCCAGUGACCCCUAUGAUGGAUCCCACGCCUAGCCAUGGAUCCGAAAAAUCACCUGCAUCCCUGACGUCAGAUUCUUCUGGCAAGAAAUACAAACGUCUUUCAACAGGUCUUCAAUUGGGCCUACUCACUGUUUUUGAGGAUACAGCUAAAGAGUCUAAUGCUUCAAGCAAAAGAAUCUCUGGAGGCACAAAGCCUCGUAUCAGCAAUACUACAUUUCUUCAAAAUAAGGACGAACUUGGUGUUGCCUAUGAUGACAAUUACAUCAACAUAUUACCACCGACAAGUUAUGAAACUUACAAUAAGAGUGCUUUGGACCAACUCUCAAAUGGAAAUCAUUCUAAAAAGCAUAGUUUGAGAAAUUCUAAUCGAUUCUCCAUGAAUUCGAUGAACUCCAAUGUAAGUGGUAUAAGUGAUUUAAUAAGUUCAACCCAAAUUACCAGCUAUAUUGAGGACGAGGAAAACAAUGACGAACUUAUUAAAGGAAACUUCUCAAGAAAUGGCCACCAACAUAUCUCCAAGGAGGAAUUGAGAUUGAAAUUGGAAGAAAGCUUUAGUAGAAUAUACAGCUUGGAAAACGAAAAUAAAAUUCUCAAGCUGAAUAGAUCGAACGAGGAAAUGUCCAAUGAACUUGGUGAAAACUCCCACAAUACACAAGAUAGAGAGAGCACAAUCCGAGGUGAUCAUACCUCUGGAGUACAGCCUCAUGAGAUUUCAUCUACAUUUUUGACUGAAUUAGAACAGACCUUAAAUAGACCCAAUGUCUCAAACGAAGUCCAAUAG